Molecule: messenger RNA, 564 nt
Organism: Perkinsus marinus ATCC 50983
Lineage: Eukaryota; Perkinsozoa; Perkinsida; Perkinsidae
Exons: 7
Coding region: 1-564 (187 amino acids)
Biological process (GO): alpha-tubulin acetylation
Cellular component (GO): microtubule
Molecular function (GO): tubulin N-acetyltransferase activity
Source: RefSeq, a predicted model, not a curated record
AUGAUCACUGAGUUCGAUUGUUACGAGGCUCUGGGGAUAGGAUGGUCGCAACGAGCAUAUGAGAUAGUCUUACUUGAUACCGAUACGGUCCGAGACUUGUACACUGUAGAGGCGUCUAACUAUCGCACUCAACGAGAGAAGAAUCUUGAAUGCAUCAUCGAAGGUCUCGGUAGCGGCAGUGCCAAAGCUCAAGGUCUGCGCGUCGCCAUCACAACUCCCUUGCAUCUACGAACGACUGAUUGCCGAGUAUACCUUUACCUGGAGAAGCAUGCCGCUCUCGGCUUGCUCAAGGUUGGUCCGAAGCGACUCUUUGUGGCCAACGAAGACUCGCCGUUAAUCGAGAUCACCCCUCUGUGUGUGUUGGAUUUCUAUGUCGACGAGAGUCGUCAGCGGUGCGGUAUCGGCCUCGCCUUGUUCGAGGGAAUGCUCACUCAUGAGAAAGUCGAGCCAAGAGAUAUUGCAUACGACAGGCCCUCUCCGAAGCUCCUCAACUUCUUGGGUAAACACUACGGGCUCUACAAGUACACUCCCCAAGCCAAUAACUUCGUCGUCUUCACCGAGUGA